Messenger RNA from Fusarium mangiferae, 1620 nucleotides. RefSeq lists its product as uncharacterized. The record is from RefSeq and is a predicted model, not a curated record. The transcript is spliced from 8 exons. Gene Ontology annotation, molecular function: ATP-dependent protein folding chaperone; ATP binding. Lineage: Eukaryota; Fungi; Ascomycota; Sordariomycetes; Hypocreales; Nectriaceae. The coding region runs from base 1 to 1620 and encodes 539 amino acids.
AUGGCGUCUUCUGGUAUGGCUGCCGAGGAACAACACACUGACCGCCCAACUGUACUUGUCGGCUUGGAUUUUGGUACCACAUCUUCUUCAAUUACCUAUGCGUUCCCCGAGGCAGAUGGCCAAUUCCACCGUGGCCGUUGCCAAACCUAUGAAUCAAGUCUUUACGGAUCCAAAGGAAAGAAAAUCCCUACAAGAUACCCAAAAGGGAUAUACAAUGGUCCGAGAUAUGACGGCGAGUGGAUAGAAUGGUUCAAGCUGUCAAUCCCACACAAGGAUGACCUGCCCAAGGAUGUCCGAGUUUCCGAAAAACUCGACAAAUUGACAAAAGAACGCGAGGCGCUGGAUGUUAGUGCCAUCGAUGUCUCCUCCAAGUACCUCGGAGAGCUCUGGAAACAGUUUCACCAGAAGGUAGCCAAGAAUACCAACGUCGAGAUUACCGUGACGGUUCCAGCCAUCUGGCCCCCAGACGCCUGUGAGAGGCUGCUUCGAGCUCUUCGCCCCCGCUCUGCGAAUAUUCUCGGUCCAACCGUUCGUCUGGCACAGGAGCUUGCCACGGAGGCAGAGGCCGCUGCUAUCGCUCUCUUGUCGGAUUCGGCUAAUACAGGCAACUUGGAGGGUUUGAACUUCAAAGCAAAGGACACAGUCAUCAUUUGUGACUGCGGCGGAGGAACCACAGACUUUAUCUCCUAUCUAGUGAAAUCUAUAAAUCCCCUCAAGGUCAAGGGUAUUGUCCCCAGCAAAUGUAUUUAUGCUGGAGCGGCUCUCCUGGAUGACGGCUUUAUGGAGUUACUCAGGGCGAAGACUCUAGCAGAGCGUCCGUAUACAGCACGCAAAAACAUCAAGGACAAGGACUACAACAGGUUUGCGCACCGGAUCUGGCACGGUAAUCUGAAAGAAAAGCACUCGGUCGAUAUGGAAGACAAGAUCUUCGACCUUCCUCUCAUGUUCAUUGGGAAUCAGGUCAAUGGGAGCACAAUGACAUUUACCGCAGGCGAAAUCAACGGGGUGUUCGACCCCGUCGUGAACAAGAUUGUAAACCUGAUAGAAACAGAAAUGGCGGCGGUCAAGGAACAGACGCAGGAACAGGCAACACAUGUCGUUGUAUCUGGGGGGUUUGGCCGUAACUGCUAUCUCCGCCACAAGAUAGAAUGCAAGGUCAAAAGCGUAUCUCCCUCGACCCAUGUCAACCAAUGGACUUCGGUAGCUCGAGGUGCCGUACUGCAUGCCAUUCAGACAAAGAGCAAGUCAACACCGUCGAUUGUGCAGAUCGAAGCUCGAGUCUCGGGGGAAAGCUAUGGCGUAGGCAUUGGCAAGGGCGGACCUAUCCAUUGGCUUGUCCGCUGGGGCGAUGAACUCUCCGCCGAGGGCCCCAACUCAAGGCCUGUUCCUUCAGAGGCAGUGCGUAGUUCUCCAGUCGGCCGCUGUUUUCUGGACUGGUAUCGUGUCAAGGGGCCAGGUGCGAAAGCCGAAAUUGUACGCCCCCUGUACUAUGGGAAUUCCGUGGGUGAGCCAGGCGAUUUGCACUUCAACUUCGAUUGGGACGGUACCAAGAUGCACUACGUGCUUUAUCAGGGGGACCAGCCACUUACGUUGACUCUCGGGGAAGAAUAUGAUGCUUGA